ACUGUGCGACAUUCAGAGAUUACAUGGCAGCCCUGGGUGUCCCUGGGUGAUGGUCUCCGACUUCAGUAUACCGGAGCAUCGGACAUCUCCCAGUAUGGGGUCCUGCUCGAAGGGCCGGUUGGCAGGGCAUGGUUCCUGGGGGAGCGCUUUCUGCGCCAGGUAUGGGGGUAUCUUUCUCAGGAUAUUCCCGCAGUACCCCCAGCCAGUAUGCGGACCGCUGACAGACUCUCUUACUCAGAGGUAGUCGGCGCCAUGCUGGGUACUGAUGCUUUACUAUACAUUGAGGAGGGGGACUACGCCACUUACCGUCACAUAUAUUUGAUGCCUCCAUUGACGGAAGCUCGUAUCCCGAUGAUGAGGCCUGCCGGUAUGUCAUCCUCGGGCCAGGCUCAGGCUCGGGCUGCAGACGCCCCUUCUACUAGCAGGGCCGGUACAUCUAGAGAUGGGAGUAGACCGGUUCCUCCGGCUCCGUCGGUUCAUCCUCAUGUCGGAUGGCCAGAUAUGCCUACUGAGUUGAUGGCGUGGCAGUAUGGGGCUAUCUCUCCGACUCCGAUCCCGCUAGAGCCUCCGAUGCCCAGUGAUCGAUAUGCCAUUGAUUCGGACUCACCGCCGCCAUCGCGAGGGUACAUAGAGGAGGUGGUUGGACUGGUGGCCACACUCGAGGGCAUGGUCCUGCGUAGGGAGGCACAGUUGUCUGUCGCGGGCAUUCAGGUACCCUUCAGUUUUCUGGCAUUUAUCAUACUUCUGAUGACAUGCUGAUUUCUACUGCAUCGAUAGACUAUUUGUGUAGAGCACAUCUGACACACACCCCACUUGUAUACUGUAUUUAUAUGCACCCACUUUAUGUAGCCU
Molecule: messenger RNA, 852 nt
Organism: Camellia sinensis
Lineage: Eukaryota; Viridiplantae; Streptophyta; Magnoliopsida; Ericales; Theaceae
Source: RefSeq, a predicted model, not a curated record